AUGUGUCUCACUUGUCAUUUUGUCGACUCUAGUUGGAAAUUACAAAAGCGAAUUAUAAAUUUUUGUCAUGUGCCACCUCCACAUUCUGGAAUUGUAAUUUCUAAUACUAUCUUUAAGUCUUUGCUUGAUUGGGGGCUUAAAAACAAGGUGUAUACAAUAACCUGGGACAAUGCUAAUAACAAUAAUGUGGCUGUAAGAAUUUUGAACGAUGCUAUCAAAAGGAAGCUCAUACUGGGUGGCAAGAUCUUUCAUGUAUGUUGCUGUGCACAUAUCAUUAAUUUGUUGGUACAAGAGGGGUUGAGUGAGAUUGAAAUGGUGAUUGAAAAUAUCUGUGAAAGUGUGAAGUAUCUAAUUGCAUCAAAAGCUCGUCUUAUAAAGUUUGGUAGGAUUGCAAAGCAAUUGCAAUUACCUUCCAAGAAGUUGAUCUUAGAUUGUCCCACAUGUUGGAAUGCAACAUAUGUAAUGUUGGCUGCUGCCUUGGAGUUUAGAGAGGUGUUCUUUAGGUGUAAUGAUAGAGAUGUCGGGUAUAACUGGAAACCUAGUGAGGAAGAUUGA
This is a messenger RNA of Quercus lobata, 555 nucleotides long. RefSeq names its product zinc finger BED domain-containing protein RICESLEEPER 2-like. Bases 1 to 555 code for a protein of 184 amino acids. The transcript has a single exon. The record is from RefSeq and is a predicted model, not a curated record. Lineage: Eukaryota; Viridiplantae; Streptophyta; Magnoliopsida; Fagales; Fagaceae.